Messenger RNA from Morone saxatilis (striped sea-bass), 3019 nucleotides. Its product is annotated as plastin-3-like. The transcript is spliced from 16 exons. Gene Ontology annotation, molecular function: calcium ion binding; actin filament binding. Gene Ontology annotation, cellular component: actin filament bundle; actin filament; cytoplasm. The record is from RefSeq and is a predicted model, not a curated record. The coding region runs from base 287 to 1990 and encodes 567 amino acids. Gene Ontology annotation, biological process: actin filament bundle assembly; actin filament network formation. NCBI's taxonomy places the organism in Eukaryota, Metazoa, Chordata, Actinopteri, Moronidae.
UAACAAAAACUGCUGCUGUUCCUUGUAUCUUGGACUGAUUUGCCAGAGCAGGCAGUCUGUUUUUACCCUUCAGCACAGCACAGGCAGGAGCCAACUUACACUUGGCCGGAUCUCGACGUCUGGAGGUGACGUCACCGACAGGGCGGGGCCAGCAGCAUUCCACCCGCCGUCUACUUUUGUCUCUACGUGGAGGAGGCAGGACCGAGAGCUGGACGCUGUCUGGGAUUUCAGGCGCACCGACAUCUCACGUUUCUCUGACUGACCACCUCAGGUCAAUCACAGAAAAAUGUCUGGAAAGAUAACAAAAGAGGAGAUGGAGGAGAUGAGAGAAAUCUUUGGGAAAAUUGAUCUGGACAACGAUGGACAUAUCUGUGAUUAUGAACUCCAUGAGCUCCUUAAAGAUGCCGGCCAUGCCCUACCUGGAUACAUGGUUCGAGAGAUCAUCCAGAAGCUCGAUCGCAACAAGGAUAAUAAGAUCAGCUUUGAAGAGUUUCUGUCGAUUGUCCAGGAGCUGAAGGGCAGUGAGAUAGCAAAAACCUUCCGCAAGGUCAUCAACAGAAAAGAAGGCAUCCUGGCUAUUGGAGGGACGUCUGAGCUGUCAAGCGAAGGCACACAACACUCGUUCUCCGAGGAGGAGCGAUAUGCCUUUGUGAACUGGAUCAACACUGCUCUGGAAAAAGACCCUGACUGCCAACAUGUCCUGCCCAUGGAUCCCAACACAGACUCUCUCUUCACGUCAGUCGGAGACGGUAUAGUCCUCUGCAAAAUGAUCAACCUGUCAGUGCCAGACACUAUUGAUGAGAGGACCAUAAAUAAGAAGAAGCUAACACCGUUUACGAUACAGGAGAAUCUGAACCUGGCCCUGAACUCAGCAUCUGCUAUUGGCUGCCAUGUGGUGAACAUUGGUGCCUUAGACCUGAAAGAGGGGAAACCUCAUCUGGUGCUGGGCCUGCUGUGGCAGAUCAUCAAGAUCGGUCUAUUUGCUGACAUCGAGCUCAGCAGAAAUGAAGCGCUGGCAGCAUUGCUGAGAGACGGGGAAACCCUGGAGGACCUGAUGAAGCUGUCUCCAGAAGAACUGCUGUUGCGCUGGGCAAACUUUCACCUGGAAAAUGCUGGCUGGCAGAAGAUCAACAACUUCAGCUCUGACAUCAAGGACUCGAGGGCCUACUUCCACCUCCUGAAUCAAAUCUCUCCAAAGGGCACAGAGGAAGAUCAGCCACGCAUAGACAUCAACAUGGCAGGCUUCAGUCCCCUAAAUCCCACAAUCCUUUGCUGUCUAGGUGAGACACGAGAAGAGAGGACAUUCCGAAACUGGAUGAACUCUCUGGGAGUUAACCCACAUGUCAAUCAUCUGUAUGGAGACCUACAGGACGCCAUGGUCAUCCUUCAACUCUAUGAGAAGAUUAAAGUGCCUGUUGACUGGAACAACAAGGUCAACAAGCCACCUUACCCCAAGCUGGGAACCAACAUGAAAAAGUUGGAGAAUUGUAACUAUGCAGUGGAACUGGGCAAAACAGCCAAGUUCUCCCUCGUUGGCAUCGGCGGGCAGGACCUGAACGAUGGCAACGCUACCCUGACUCUGGCACUGGUGUGGCAGCUGAUGAGAAGAUAUACGUUGAAUGUACUUGAGGAACUGGGUGACGGAGAGAAAGUAAAUGAUGACAUCAUUGUAAAGUGGGUGAACAAAACGUUGGCGGAGGCUGGAAAAUCAACCAAGAUUUCAAGCUUUAAGGACAAGGAAAUCAGCAGCAGUUUGGCAGUAUUGGAACUGAUAGACGCUAUCCAGCCCGGCAGCAUCAACUACGAGCUGAUAAAAACCGGCAGCCUCUCUGAAGACGACAAGCUGGAGAACGCCAAGUACGCCGUCUCUAUGGCGAGGAAGAUCGGAGCCCGUGUCUACGCUCUCCCAGAAGACCUUGUGGAAGUCAAGCCCAAAAUGGUCAUGACAGUCUUUGCCUGCUUGAUGGGUCGGGGGAUGAAGCGAGUCUAAGACACUGGCUGGGAUCAUUGUGACACUUACUAAACUCAUACCCACAAGCCAUUAGCAUUUUGAAAGAGCUCCCCCAACUGAAGGAAUGAAGAUUAGUUUUUUUUUUUUGAAUGAAUGAAUGAAAAUAACACAAUAGUAUGAAGUCAAAAUCAGAAAUUUGCAUCUAUCCCGGCCUCCUUUUGAGGUGUUUACUGAAGAAUUAUGUGCUGUUAUUUAAAGUCCACAACACUAAAAUUUUUAAAGACAUGGGUCUUGCGUUACAGGGGACAACUUGUUACUUUCGAUAUGCAGAACUCUUCAUUAAUGUACAAGAAUGCUGUUUUGUUUUUUUAAAGCGAGUAUGCAUAUUUCCAGCUGCAAGGUUGUUUACAUAUUUUUACUUAGACUGAUAAGUAAAUUAUAUCCUUGACUAAGCAACACACAUUCCCGAAUACCAUACUUAUGAAUUAAUGCUUGACGAGGCAAAAAAAAAGAGAAAAAUAAGAAGAAGAAGUCCGAGGCGGGAUGUUUAGGUGGAGCACAUGUCAAAAAAAAAAAGAAACACCCAAACAUUCCCUCUCGCUUAAUGAAGUACAAGCAUGUCUUAAUAACUGGCAACAUAUUCUACAUAUCUGUAUACAGAAGCCAUACGGUCAAACUAUAGUAAUGACCAGCCUGGUGUGCUGUCUGUAUUCUUGUACUCCUCGUUUGUUUGUUUCUUGGGAUUAUUACGUGAGGUAAAUGCUGUUUUUGGGUGUCUAGUCUUUGUUAUAUUGGGCUUCUGUUUUUUUUUUUUUGUCUGUUACGUUGGAAGAGGAGCAGGCUGACUGGACUCUCCUGGCUUCUGCUGUGCCUUCUUGUCUCAAAGACGACUUGUACUCGCACUUUGAGGUUUUCCCUUUUUCUAUUGUAUUCAACAUUACCAAAUAUAAACAGUAACUUCAUUCCAGGUAGUUUCUCAAUAUUCUUUGUCAAUGGCCAAAUUGUAUUUGGUCUAUUGUCUACUCUUAAGUGCUUUACAUGUAACAAUAAAUAUGACUCUGAAAACUG